GUUCUCAGGCUGUGUGUGAGUGCACCUUGUGUUGUGCUACUGGAACACAGGCACGGCUGCUGAGCUCCUGGCCUGGGUGGGCUCCAAGGUGUCUCCCUGUGGUGUGAACACAUUCUGUCCUGCCUGCCUGCUCAGGUAUUCUCUGCAUGCCCCAUACUGUGUGGUGGCAAUGUUCCCUGGCAUGCUGGCUGGGGGUCCUGCUGGAAGAAAGCAAACUCAGGUGGCAGUGCAGCAGAAAAUGUCUCUUGCAGCAUAGCCAUGUGAGCAAUGCAUCACAAAAUUGCCAUCUAAAAGGAAAUUUCUAUAACUGAGUUGAAUACUGGAUAUUUUCAAAACUCGUGUGUGAGAAUCACAGUAAGGUGCUUUUCCUGCCACUGGUCUAAAUGCUCCAAAUAAGAUCAAUGAAGGAACAUGUUCAUUUCUCCCUGCUGGCAACAACAGUAUGCUUCCAAAGGAGAAAUCUGAAUGUUCUUGGAAAGUAAUCUCUAUGGGAUGGAACAUGAGGCUACCCAGCUAGAAAAGCAGCACGUGCACAGUGUGUAUGAAAACACUGCUGCCUAUUUUAGUGAUCUGCAGACCAAAGCAUGGCCUCGUGUUCGGAACUUUCUGCUGGAACAGAAGCCUGGCAGUCUCGUGGUUGAUAUAGGUUGUGGAACUGGAAAGUAUCUCAGUGUCAACAGUCAGGUGUAUAAUCUGGGCUGUGAUUACUGUGAAGGACUGGUAGAAAUUGCAAGGAAGAAAGGUGAUGAAGUUCUGGUGUGUGACAACCUUAACCUUCCCUUUAGGGAUCAGUGCUUCAAUGCAGUAAUUUCAAUUGGAGUGAUACAUCAUUUCUCAACUAAACAAAGGAGAAUCAAAGCAAUAAAGGAAAUGGCAAGGAUAUUGAUGCCUGGAGGCCAAAUAAUGAUUUAUGUUUGGGCUAUGGAACAAAAGAAUCGUCACUUUGAGAAACAAGAUGUAUUUGUUCCAUGGAACAAGGCCUUGUGCUCACGCCAUUUUUCAGAAUCAAAUCAAUCUGGAGAUAAGGGUGAGUUUGUCCAUACUGCGAAAGGCCAAGACAUACACCCUGCAAAGCUUGUAAUCUCUGAGUGCAGCUACCAAAACAAUCUGCAGCCAGAAACUGAUUCAAAACAUCCCCGCAGUAUGAACCAUUGCUUACCCAGAGCCUGCUGCAUGAAAAUUUCUGAGGAAGAAAACAGAUUUUACAGUGCUUUAGGAAGAUCUUUCCGCUCAUGGUUUUUCUCCAGAUCCCUUGAUGAAUCAGCCCUGAGAAAGCAAAGUGACAAAAUGAAGCACCUGAAACAUGAAGGAGUGUGGGCCAACAGCGCCGUACCCAUUCAACAUUCACGACACUGCAGUUUGGAUUUAGGUCACCAUGGGGCACUGUUAAAUGAACAGAGUUUAGAUGAUGAUGAUGAUGUGUUUGUGGAAGGCCUGUCUCUCAAAAAACCACAGUGGUCACCAGCCACAGAUGCACCGAAGGAUUUAAGUUUAAAUGGAGGACACCAAAGUGUAGCUCAGAGCAAGGGGGACAAAGCUUCAUUUAUAAAUGGCCCAGUGGAAGACAGGGACUGCAUCUGUGGUUGUAAUAAGGAUGAUGCUGGUAAGUCUGAUACCAGCAAGUUUUUUAAAAGAACUUCAACAACUGACUCCACUGACUCGGCUUUGGAUUCAGCAGUGUCUGUUGGGGACCAAACUGAUGCCAUGUUGGAUACAAAGGCCUUCAUGCGUUAUUACCAUGUUUUUCGGGAAGGGGAGCUGAGUUCUCUGGUAGAAGAGAAUGUGCCUGAGCUUGAGAUACUUUCUUCCUGCUAUGACCAUGGAAACUGGUGCAUUAUUGCAGAGAGAAGAGGAACAUAGCUAUAAAGAGAACAAAGCAGAAUCCAGUGACUGAGGAUUUUAAGCUCUUCCUUGUGUUACUGUGAUUGUGCACUGUGACAUGGAAUUUGAAUAAUGUAGUUGUGUGCCAUUCAUUUUUGAGUUAUUAUCUCUUAACUAUUUAACUAGCUAAUGCAAGGUCUGUAUAUAGGAAUGUAAGUGGUAGACAAUAUUUAUGUUUUGUUAAACUUUUAUGAAGUUAAAACUGUAGAGUUUUAUACUGCUGUUAGCAAAUAAUUGUGUUUUAAAAUAUACUUUUCUAUUGAGAAAUAAACCUUUUUUAAAACAAGGAUCAGGGCAUCUUUUAUGAGAAAUAUCCUCUCAAUAGAAAGUCUAGUCUUUGUUCUUCAGAUGCCAGAAGUUUGUCACAUUGCUCCCUAUUCUUGAAGUCCUAUAAAUGAGACAUAGACACUAUGUCUAAAAUUGUACUUGACUGCACACUGGUAGAGUGCAUACUGCAGAACUGGGAAUAAGCAUGGUCCCAUUGCUCCUUAGGUGGGAGUAGAGUUAUUAAUGGGCAAAAAACUGUGUACCAAACAAGCUCUGCAUAUUCUGUCAUUUGAUGUUUGUAUUUGGGAGUAAAUGACAGCACAGAUUUUGGACAGUGUUUUUUACUUUUGUUUUAAAAAAUAAUUUAAUUUGUUUCUCAGGUGCAGGUGAAGUUUUAUGUGUUAGCUCUCACAAACACAUUAUCUUAAUUUCCUUUGCUGUAGAUUUUCAUUGGCUAUGUAUAUAUGAAAGUCAGAGGGAUUUGUGAGAGUGUGAGUAUUAUGUAAAGUUCUAAAAUAUCAAAUCCUUGAAAUACAUAUAUCUUUUUGAUAAGCCUGGGAAGCUAAGAUUAAAUUAAUAAAAAUGCAGUGCAUAUCUGGUCA
Molecule: messenger RNA, 2750 nt
Organism: Taeniopygia guttata (zebra finch)
Lineage: Eukaryota; Metazoa; Chordata; Aves; Passeriformes; Estrildidae
Gene: TRMT9B
Product: tRNA methyltransferase 9B (putative)
Biological process (GO): tRNA methylation; tRNA wobble uridine modification
Cellular component (GO): cytoplasm; nucleus
Molecular function (GO): tRNA (5-carboxymethyluridine(34)-5-O)-methyltransferase activity; tRNA binding; S-adenosylmethionine-dependent methyltransferase activity
Source: RefSeq, a predicted model, not a curated record